AGCUUCAGAAUUAAUGAAAUAACAUUAUGAUUAGUUAUUUGAUAAUACAAGUUUCACCUAGGGCUUCAUCCAAUUCUAUAUUUUCUUUUUGCAUCUGUCGAUGUAACAAUAUGUUGCUCAGUUAUCAAUUUUUAUCAGAAUUGUAGAUUUGACAAUCAGUGAAGAGUUCUCGGCAUUAAAGUAUCUGCAUGGUACAACAACCAGAUACGACGUUUAUGUUGCAGUUAGGAAAUAAAUGAUUAUCCUUGGAGGUACUAGUAACCUGCCAGCUUCGGUAACGAACGGCACCAAAGGAUCCCAGAUUGACCUGGUUGGUUUUUUGAGCAAUUAAUUAAACUGUAUCGUUUUCCAUGAAACGUUGUGUGUUAAACUACUAGAUCUUGAAGGUUUUAUUAAAAAUUUUAUAAAUAUCUGUAGUUAAUUUUAAUAUGGCUAUUUCUGAUUAUUUUUUUGUCUUUAAUAUAAUUUUUCUCAUUUAUUUGAUGAUCUGGUUAGGAAUGCAAUAUCUUUUGAGUUCAAUAUCGUCAGGAUAUGCUUAAAUUCGAUGUUUCUCUUGGUAGAAUAAACCAUGUGUCUAUAUUUGCGCUUUUCUUAGGAUUAUUUCCAUUCACGCUUAUAUUUUCUCGAAAACUUUCUACCUUCGAUCAUAAUUCAAUAUUAUAAAUCUUAUUAGUUUUCUUGUGAUAUCAUUAAAAACUUUAUCCUCUCUAUCGUAUCGUAACUUGGUUAUAAUCUAUGGACAGUACAUGAAAUUUUAGAUUUUGUUCUUGGUUAUUGCUCUUUAUUGUAUUUAAAGUGAAAAUCUGAACCACAGUGUUUCGUCGCUAGCGAUUAGGUGUAUUAUUAUUAGGUAUAUAUUUUUAUGCUACUUUAAAAUGUUUAAGUGGUACAAAGCAAACAAUCUACAGUCAAUUUUUCGAAUUCAAUUUCUGAGAAGCUUCAAUGAUAUGAACUAGAACUAUGAACUAGAUAUUUGGCGAAACUAUUGAAUAAUAAUCGAAUUUUUUACCCAUUACGGAAGUUUAUAUAUAAAUUCCAAUACUAAUACAUUUUCUAAUGUAAACGAUUGAAAAUAACGACACAUCUUUAAUUUGAUAAUAACUGAUUUACCAUCAAAUAGUUUCCAUCUCUAAUUUUAUAUCGAUACUGUCAAUGUUUCGUUAUAUAGUUUCUAAAUAGAUUUUUGGAACAGCAUGUUUUUCAUUUAUAUAUUUUCACAACAGUUAUUUAAAUGUAAAUGAAACUUGGAAAAAAUUCAAAAUCUCAUUUAGACUCAAAGCAUGCUCUUCUCUGUUUUCUGUUUUGUAAUCAAAGUUUGCUUCAAACUUUGGCAGCCCGAUUAAAAUAAAUAAUCAUGCAUAUUUUUUGACAUUUCGGCCCGAAACUAAAAUGCCAGUAAUUAUUUCAUUACACGCAGCUGUAUUUGAAUCGAUAGAAUAUAUAUAAAUAUAAGAAUAUGGUUUGUCUCUAUGCCAGUAUCGCGACAGCAAUUUUAGUAGUAGCGGUUUGUUGUGUAGCAAGAAGAAUAAGUCCAUGUCUAUAAAUAGAAAAUGUCGAAAAGAGGUUCUGCGGCUGGGUUCAGUAAGCGGGGCAGUCAGGUAACAGCAAAAUCUGCAACUGGAGUGAAAACUGCUGGACCUGCGCCAAAAAAAGGCCUAGAAAAACCGAAAAAAGGUCUGGAAUGGACGUUACCCGCUUUUAGUGUAUGCAAAAAACCCAAAACAGGAAUCGAUUGGGAAGAAGUGAAGAAAAAGCUAAUCAGAAGGCAGGCUCCCGAAGGUGAAGAUAUAAAAGCAAUCAGGUUAGUCUUAAAAGAACUCAAAGAUAAAACAAUUCCUAUUCAUGACUUCAUCAACUUAGUAUCUGCAUAUACUUCUGAUAACGGCCAUGAACUACGAGAAUGUUUAGUUGAGGAUAUGAAAAAUUUUCAAAUAAUGUGUCGAAAAAUUUAUCAGACAAUGACACAAGACAUCAGUGACGUAUUGAUAAACGACCAAUUACUUACCGUUGAAUUCUACCAGCAAAAGCAUGAUAUUGGUAUAGAAAGAAUGAUGCGAGCAAUCAACGAAAUAUACGAUAUGGCUCCAACAUUCGAUUUUCAAAAAUAUUACAUUUCAAGAGAGAAUUAUUUAAAUCAAAUAUUACCAAUACCUGCCAAAUCACAAGAAGAUCCUGAAGUUGAACAUAUAUUGAAGAGACAGCAACUUUACCACAGAUUGCAAUGGUUGAGGAAUGAAGGAGAACGUAUGUUUGAAGAAAAUAAACGGCUGCAAAAUAGAUUACACAGUCUCAAGCGUCAACAAGAGAUGGAACAAAUGAACGCAUCUCAAGCGGCAGAAGCAGCUGAAGCUAAAGCGGCAGAACUUGAAAAAGAGGAAGAAAAGAUGAGGAAUACCUUACAACAGUUGAAUGUUGAUAUGGAGAAGUCUAUAAUCGCUAAUGAAGCCGAAGAUAGAAUAACUCAUAAUGAAACUACCCUACAACCACCUAAAAAAGAAGAUCUCAAGGAACGCAAGAAAAAGAAGCCGAAGAAGAGACCUGAUUGGGCAAGUGUUGUUGCCGAAGAAAUCGACGUGGCACAAGUACAAGAAGCUGUGGCGAAUGAAAAUGAAUCUAUACCUUUGGAUACUUCAUUAAGAAAAUUGAAAUUAGACAGUACUCUUGAACAAAGUCGAUUAGAAAGUACUACAACUUCCAGAGCAAGAAGCAAAAUUUCCUUCAAUCCAAAGUUCAAUUCCACUGAGAUGCCGGAAACUUCUUCGAAUGUUGUACAACAAACAAAGAUCGAAAAAUCCAAUAUUAGACAACAAAAAGAAAGGCAAAGGGGUAGAGUUAGUUUGGCACCACGUGAUACGUGGGGAGGUUAUCACUGAGCAGCUACAAAUUGCCGUUUGUUGAUCUAACCAAAUGUACAUGUAUUUUUGUCAAUGAUUUAUAUAUAUAUAUAUAAAAAUAUUGUUUGUAAUUACUGUUUUCGAAGUUAAUUAAAAGAUCCAUGCUGCAA
This is a messenger RNA of Diorhabda carinulata, 3004 nucleotides long. RefSeq lists its product as uncharacterized. The transcript has a single exon. Bases 1551 to 2873 code for a protein of 440 amino acids. The record is from RefSeq and is a predicted model, not a curated record. Lineage: Eukaryota; Metazoa; Arthropoda; Insecta; Coleoptera; Chrysomelidae.